AUUGCCUUUGCCCGCUGGUUGGGAGGAGGCGAGGGAUUACGACGGGCGCGUCUUCUACAUCGACCACAACACCCGGCAGACUUCGUGGAUCGACCCCAGGGACAGAAUUACCAAGCCAUUAACUUUUGCUGACUGUGUUGGUGAUGAACUACCUUUAGGAUGGGAAACUGUUUACGAUCAACAGAUUGGUGUUUAUUACAUGGACCAUAUAAAUCAACUCACACAAAUAGAGGACCCAAGAGAGCAGUGGAGAAGAGAGCAGGAGCGCAUGCUAAAGGAGUAUUUAAUUGUUGCCCAGAAAGCACUUAAUGCCAAAAAGGAAAUUUAUCAAAUUAAGCAGCAGCGAUUUGAGCUAGCACAAGAAGAGUAUCAGCAAUUGAAUAAAAUGUGUGAGGAUGACAGUCACUCUUAUGCAAGCACAUUUUCUGGAUUUUCAACCAACACUAAAUACAACCCAUCUCUGAUUAAAGCAGAAAUAGCAAGUCGACGUGAUAGACUUUCUAGAUUAAAGAGAGAAUUAACACAGAUGAAGCAAGAACUACAGUACAAAGAGAAAGGAGUAGAAACACUACAAGAGAUUGAUCGGAAGAUGUCAAAUGCUCAUAUGAAUUAUAAGCUGGAUGAAGCCCAAGCAAUAAUGAAUGAACUUCGAAGCAUCAGGAAAGCCAUAUGUGUGGGUGAGAGAGAAAGGCAAGACUUAAUGCAAAGUCUGGCCAAGCUGACAGAUGGAUUCAGAAAUAGUUGUUACAUUACAGAAUCUUUGCAUGAUCUUCAGCAUAAUUCUGGCCUAUCUCAACCAUAUUGUGAUGCUUGUUCUCAAACUGACAUCAUUGGCGAGCUUGGAUUGGAAGAUAUAACAAGAUAUCCGGACAAAAUGAAAUUGAUUUGGCAGUAUGAGGAGACCAAAAAAAGGGUUUUCAGAAUACAGCAACAGUUGGCUUUACAUGAUCAUGAAUCUUGGCCAGGAAUGGUAGAGGCUGACAGAGAUCAUCUUCAGCUUAUUAAAGAGAAAGAGGCUCUCUUACAAGAACUGCAGCUUAUAAGUCAACAGCAGCGUUCACCAGAAGAUCUGGAACACAUAGAGGAGGAAAAAAGGCGCUUAGAGAAGGAUAUCCAGCAGGCUCGGGCUACUUCUUCUCAUGGUGCUGCUGAAAGGAUACUGUUACAGGAGAAGAAGAAUUGUUUGCUCAUGCAGUUGGAAGAAGCAACUCGUUUAAGUUCCUAUUUAUGCUCACAAUUGAAAAGCUUAUCUGCCAGUUCUUUGACAAUAUCUUCUGGUAGCAGUCGAGGAUCAUUGGCAUCCAGCCGUGGGUCAUUAGCAUCCAGCAGAGGCUCUCUUAGUUCUGUUAGUUUCACAGACAUCUAUGGUCUUCCUCAAUAUGAGAAAUCUGAUACUGCUGUUGAAUAUGGGCAUCAUAUGCGAUAUGAUCCAGUUUCAAUUGAUUCUCAUAACAAAGAUGUACAGUAUCAUGAAUCUAUUGGAUCUCCUGCUAGCAGUAAACAACGAAGAUCUUUAGAUACUCCCCUGUCCUUGGCAUCAUUGUCAUCAAGGUCAUCACUUUCUUCACUAUCACCUCCAAGUUCACCCCUGGACACUCCCUUCCUGCCUGCUUCUCGGGAUUCUCCAUUAGUCCACAGGUCAGAAGGGUAUGAAGAAGUAUCAUACGCAGGUGCCUCAGAAGUACUUCGAGCUCAGGGCUCUGUUUUGGGGGAAGAGAAAGGACAAGAAAUGGUGGCAUCUAAGGCUACUGAAUAUUCCACAAGAAAUGAAGCAGGGCUGCAAGUUAUCAAUAUUCCAAAUUCUGGUGCUGUGACCCUACGUGAAGACAGCACUAGAAGAUUGGAAAGGAGAUCCAGGCGAGUCUCAGCAUGUCUGUCCAAUUAUUCACUGGCUAGUGACAGUGGCGUGUUUGAAGCUUUAAGCAAAAGAAAUGAAGAUGUUGAAGAGUCGUUUUAUAAUGAUGGUGUCAUUAAUGAAGAGCCCAAAAUGCAAGUUGGAUUUCUGCAUGACAGCGGAAGUGAAUGUCUUCUUGUCCAUGUGUUGCAGCUAAAGAAUUUUACUGGCUUUGCCAUGAAAGAAGGCUGUAAAAUACACGUGAGAAUAUACUUACCAUCUGUUGAGUCAGGCACAACAACUACAUAUUGCUCUAAGGCUUUGGAGUUCCAGGCUCCAUUAAUAUUUAAUGAAGUAUUUCGGAUUCCUGUACAGUCUAGUAUCUUAAAACUCAAAGCGCUGCAACUUUACAUUUGUUCACUUGGUCAGCACCAGCAAGAGGAAUUAUUGGGCAUUGCUCAGAUCAGCCUAGCUAACUAUGAGAGUUCUAGUGAGAUGCAGCUUUGCUGGUAUCCUGUUCAGACCUUCAUUGGUUCAGAUUGUGAACAAAAAAAAGACCAACCUAAGCGUGAAGAAAGUACUUCUCACUCUAUUGAAAAUAAAAAUAUAAUGAAAAUGGAUGCUGUGACUGUCCUUUUAGCUAGGACCACAGCUCAGUUGGAAGCUGUGGAGAGAGAGCUUGCAGAGGAGAGAGUAAAAUUGGAGUACACAGAAGAGGAAAUACUACAGAUGGAACAAAAGGAAGAUCAAGGGGAAGCAGUGUCAGAGAGAAGUUGGCAAGCAGAAUCCGUUGAUAGUGGAUGUAGUAAUUGCAUGCAGUCCAGUCAUCACCUGGAGUCCUAUUGUGGUGAAUCAUUGCAGAUUCCUGCGUUUGCAUCUCAAACAGAUCAGUAUAUUUCUGGAAAAAUUCAGGGUCCACCUUUAAAGGUGGAUAAGGAGACCAAUACAGAAGAUCUUUUCCCUGAAGAAAUGGUUUUGCCUCAUAAAAACAGGCUUGGCCGUCGGUCCCGUGGUUCUGCGUUUGUUCGUAAUAAUACUAUUGUUCGCUCACAGACGUUUUCACCUGGUGCACGAAGUCAGUAUGUUUGCCGACUAUAUCGUAGUGAUAGUGACAGUUCCACUCUGCAAAGAAAGUCACCUUUUAUACGGAAUACUUUGGAAAGGCGUACACUGCGUUAUAAGCAGCAUUCAUGUAGAUCAUCUUUGGCUGAUCUUAUGGAAAGGACUUCACUAGACCUGGAGCUGGAUCUUCAGGCAUCAAGAACAAGGCAGAGACAAUUAAAUGAGGAGUUAACUAUUUUAAGAGAGUUGCGGCAGCGCCUGGAGGAUGCCCAGCUUAGUGGUCAAACUGAUCUGCCUCCCUGGGUCAUUCGUGAUGAACGAUUCCGAAACUUGCUGAAGGAGGCAGAAAGGCAGACAAGGCAAACAAAAUUUGAGCAUCGUCAACAACAAGCAGCUGAAAAAUUGCUUAAAAAAGCUUCCAAAGAAGUAUAUCAGCUGCGUGGUCAAAAUCAAAAGGAACCGCUCCAGGUGCAGACUUUUCGGGAGAAGAUGGCAUUCUUUACAAGGCCAAGGAUCAACGUACCACCUCUGCCGGCUGAUGAUGUAUAACAUGUUGCUCUGUAAACAUGAAGUAUUUAUCUGCCUUUUCUUAUUUUAAAAUGAAGUUAUUAAACUACUUAAGUUUAUUUUUUAAAAAAAUGUGCAAA
This is a messenger RNA of Python bivittatus (Burmese python), 3543 nucleotides long. RefSeq names its product WWC family member 3 (gene WWC3). Gene Ontology annotation, molecular function: kinase binding; molecular adaptor activity. The record is from RefSeq and is a predicted model, not a curated record. Gene Ontology annotation, biological process: cell migration; regulation of hippo signaling; negative regulation of organ growth. NCBI's taxonomy places the organism in Eukaryota, Metazoa, Chordata, Lepidosauria, Squamata, Pythonidae. Gene Ontology annotation, cellular component: cytoplasm.